AUGGGAAAAGAUUACUAUCAAAUUUUAGGAGUUGAUAAAAAUUGUAGUGAUGCUGAACUUAAGAAAGCUUAUAAGAAAUUAGCAUUAAAAUGGCAUCCUGAUAGAAACAUUAAUAAUCAACAAGAAGCUAGUGAAAAAUUUAAAGAAAUUGCAGAAGCAUAUUCUGUACUUUCAGAUCCUAAAAAGAAAGAAAUAUAUGAUAGAUAUGGAGAAGAAGGAUUAAAGAAUGGUAUGGGUGGUGCAGGAGGAUUCCCAGGAGGAUUUUCAUUUGGAAAUGUUGAUCCAAUGGAUAUAUUUGAACAAUUUUUUGGAGGAAGAAAAAGAGGAGGAAUGCCAAAAGGAUUUUCAUUUAAUGUUGGAGGAAUGCCAGGAGGAAUGCAUUCGUUUAGUAUGGGAGAUGAAGAUGAAUAUGGAUAUGGAUAUAAUCAAGCUAAACGACCAGUAAAAGCAGAUGAUGUUAUUGCAAAUUUAAAUUUAACAUUAGAAGAAUUAUAUAAAGGAUGUACAAAAACAAGAAAUAUUACAAAAAAUAUUACAACAAGUAAUGGAAUUACAAAUAAAAAGACAAAUACUGUUGUAAUUAAUGUUAUGCCAGGAUGGAAAGAUGGAACUAAAUUAAGAUAUGAAGGAUAUGGAGAUGAAGAACCAGGUGUUAUUCCAGCAGAUAUUGUAUUUGUAGUUAAAACAAAAGAACAUCCAUUAUUUAAACGUGAAGGAGAUGAUUUACAUUGUACAAUAAAUAUUACAUUACUUCAAGCAUUAACAGGAUGUGAAAUAGAAAUUCCACAUUUAGAUGGAACAACAAUUAAAAGAAAAUUUGAUAAAAUUCUUACAAAUAAUUCAACAGAAACAAUUUAUGGAAAAGGAAUGCCAAUUAGAAAAUUCCCAGGACAAUAUGGUAAUUUGAUUGUUCAUUUUAAUAUUCAAAAUCCAACAUAUUUAAGUCAAGAACAAAAAGAUGAAUUAAAGAAAGUAUUGUCUAAUAUAAAUAAUUGGGCAUAA
Molecule: messenger RNA, 1002 nt
Organism: Entamoeba dispar SAW760
Lineage: Eukaryota; Evosea; Mastigamoebida; Endamoebidae
Exons: 1
Coding region: 1-1002 (333 amino acids)
Cellular component (GO): cytosol
Molecular function (GO): protein-folding chaperone binding
Source: RefSeq, a predicted model, not a curated record